This is a messenger RNA of Oppia nitens, 624 nucleotides long. RefSeq names its product ankyrin repeat and SOCS box protein 12-like. The record is from RefSeq and is a predicted model, not a curated record. Gene Ontology annotation, molecular function: protein binding. NCBI's taxonomy places the organism in Eukaryota, Metazoa, Arthropoda, Arachnida, Sarcoptiformes, Oppiidae. The annotation marks the transcript as partial. The transcript is spliced from 3 exons.
AUGAGAAAGUCAAGUCCGCUAAGUUUGGCCGUCAGUCAUGGUUUGAUUGAUUGUGUGCGCCUACUGUUGAAUGCGGGUUCCGAUCCCAACCGACUGUCCACCGAUAGUAUCGGUCGAAAUGAGACACCCUUGUGCUCUGUUGUCCGGUUAGGAAAGUUAGAUCUAUUAAAUAUUUUGCUCGACUGUCCCGACAUUGACGUCAAUGUAACCGAUUUUUUUGGUCAAACCCCGGUAUGGCUGGCCGUUCGCGAGCGACGACCAUAUUUUGUUGACCAACUCAUACGACAUCAGAGUUUUUCGAUGAAUUGCCAGAGUUUUCUCAAACGAGAUACAAAUCCGUUGUAUUUAUCAGCAAAAUAUAUAAAUCAGGGAAGAGUUGACUGUUUUAAGACAUUGUUGAACAUUGGGUUUGUUGUCGACGAAGAUGUGUUGCGUUUGGCAUCAAAAUGUAAUGACCAGACGGUUCAGGUGAUGGUUAAAAACUGUUCAAAUAUUAAUUGUCAAUUGACUGGACAUCGAGUAGCAGUAGUAGUGCCGACAUUGAAACAGUUGUGUCGAUCAAAAAUACGUGAUAUUUAUCUAACGAUUACUAGUAGUAAACCAAUAAAUUUUGAUAAUUUACAA